This is a messenger RNA of Capsicum annuum, 897 nucleotides long. Its product is annotated as calcium-binding protein CP1. NCBI's taxonomy places the organism in Eukaryota, Viridiplantae, Streptophyta, Magnoliopsida, Solanales, Solanaceae. Gene Ontology annotation, cellular component: cytoplasm. The record is from RefSeq and is a predicted model, not a curated record. The coding region runs from base 228 to 719 and encodes 163 amino acids. The transcript has a single exon. Gene Ontology annotation, molecular function: calcium ion binding.
CUAAAAUAAAAUAUGUAGGGAGUAGUAGUAUAAAAUAACACCAAAUAGUCCAAGUCCAAAUUCAUAAAACUUGUCUCCCAAGCUUAGGAGGACCUUAGUAUCCCCGGAAUUUCUCCUAUAAAUUCUCCAUCCAUUUAUCAUUUUACUCUUAUAUUCUCUAUAGACUUUUUUUUGGCCUAAAUUUUCAAACGAGUUAAGUUGUUUCAUUACGGGCAAAACCACCGGAAAUGUGUCCAACGGGAAGUAUUUUGUAUUCUGAAGCUACCGGAAAGCCAAAUCUCCGGUCAGCAUUCGACAUUUUGGACGUUGACCGUGAUGGAAAGAUAAGCAGGGACGAUCUCCGAACAUCAUAUGGUGGAUUCGUCGGCGAUUCUGAAGACGACGUGAUUGGUACGAUGAUGACGCUAGCCGAUUUCAACAAAGACGGAUACGUUGAAUUCGAGGAAUUCGAGAAGGUUCUAGACAGUUGUGGAAGCAGAAAGGAUGAUGAGAAAAGGAGAAAUGGAACGUUAGGAGGGGUGAAUGUAAUGGAGGAUGUUUUCAAGGUGAUGGACAAAGAUGGUGAUGGCAAAGUUGGGCAUGAGGAUCUUAAGAGUUACCUGAAUUGGGCUGGGCUUCAAGUGGAUGAUGAUGAUGUUAAGGCCAUGAUCAAAUUGGGCCCUGGUCAUGGUAAUGAUGGUGUUACCUAUGAAGGUUUUCUUCAGAUUUUGUCUCUUUGAUUUGUUACUCCCAAAUCCUAUAAUAUGUAACGCAGAGAAGAUUGAUGACGAUGAUAAAUGUUAGAUUUGGUGAAUAAUGUAUUUCUCAAAGAAUUUUGUAAGUUCAAAGUAGCGUGUUUCUAUUGGCAUAUUCGGAAAAUUUUGUUUGUGAAAGGAUAAAAACUUGGUUUAACGAGCA